Molecule: messenger RNA, 1233 nt
Organism: Podospora bellae-mahoneyi
Lineage: Eukaryota; Fungi; Ascomycota; Sordariomycetes; Sordariales; Podosporaceae
Exons: 3
Coding region: 1-1233 (410 amino acids)
Source: RefSeq, a predicted model, not a curated record
AUGGAUCUUCGAAAUAUAGUCUCGCAGCCGGGGGAGGAGAUUGCAUGGGCAACCUUUCGCACCGUACAGGAACGUUCAAACGUGCCAACCAAGCAUAAUCCUGAGCCUCUUGUCCGAUUGACAGCCACAAGUCGGUACUCGGACGAAGAGACCUCUUUCGACGCUACCAAAGUGACUAUUGCGGGCAUUGUGCGGUUAGCUAAAUACUGCCGCUCCUCAGAAUGGGCCAGCAUUUCAAGGUUUGGGGGUGUGCAGAAAGCCGCCUUCGUGUGGCUCAACCAGGCAGACCUGGACCAGGAUGGUUAUUGGCCGCACUAUUAUAACAUACUUUCUCGUAAAGACACACAUCUAGCAAAGCAAUUCCUCCUAGACAUUACGUUAUUGAAAUGGCAGGACGAUGUUGAUGGUCUCGUCUCCCGGGCCUACUCGCAAAAACGAGUGGAUGAGCUUUCCAUGCCAGCAGAUCUUACCCCGACUCCCACUCGGAUGGCUGCAGAUGCAGGAGAGAGGGAAGCCCCACAGAACCCCCAUGGACACUGGCCGCACAAUUGUGACUGCUCAGCUGAUAAGCAGGUCGUCACGCAGAUGCGGUCCGACCUUGAGAGAGAGAUCCCGGAUGCGAGGGCGGAAAUCUCAGAAAUGAGUGGCCUGACACUUGCCAUGCUGAGACAGACAGGACUUGAGGUGGUAGGGGUGGACCGGCGAAGUUUGUUCGAGGUGUAUACCGAAUUGUGGCGCGCGUGGGAGCAGAGCGCAACCUUCCAGGCCGAAGUCAAAAGCAAGCGGCGCUUAUCAGUUUGCAUAUCUGCGGAGCUGGACUUGUCCAAUAUUGGUGACAUCGACUUCAGGAUCAAGGUGGACCGCUCUCGCGGGCUGGAAGUCGCGAGCAAGUUCAGGGUUCCAAUACAUGCCUGCAUCAAGUCACUUGACCCACCUCGGGAUUGGCCACCGGAGGCGGGGAGGAUCCCCAGUUACGGUGACGUGUGUGAGGGCCUGUCGGUGGAUAGCAGCCGCCUUGAAGAUAAGGCCAACAUCUACUUCUUUUUCAAGAUCAUCAAUGUGUCCGCCCCCCUGAAACUUACUGUGCUCGAGGGACAGGCUGUCACUGUGCGAGACCGCCACGAGCUCAUCUGGAUUUGGAUACCUGCGUGUGACUUGGCGGCCUCGAUAGAGGUGCCCAAGGGGAUGCAGAUUGAGGUCAUCAAUGCAACCAUUCAGAAGCAAGUUUUGUAG